This is a messenger RNA of Pomacea canaliculata, 12886 nucleotides long. RefSeq names its product protocadherin Fat 4-like. Gene Ontology annotation, cellular component: plasma membrane. Gene Ontology annotation, molecular function: calcium ion binding. Gene Ontology annotation, biological process: homophilic cell-cell adhesion. The record is from RefSeq and is a predicted model, not a curated record. NCBI's taxonomy places the organism in Eukaryota, Metazoa, Mollusca, Gastropoda, Architaenioglossa, Ampullariidae. The coding region runs from base 325 to 11439 and encodes 3704 amino acids. The transcript has 45 exons.
AUUUCACACCUGGACUCGGUUGAGACCAAUGACGUCACUGCAGGCUACAGGCGGUUUGCUUACCGUUGGUUUCUCAGAGACUUUGUAGACAACACAGAUAAUGUAGGCAGAGCUCCAGAUGGGCGGGUUUACCGACGAUCCCUCCAGUGGUACUCCAGUAUCAAAUCGCACUCAAGAUUGCGACCAUUGAGUGGGGAAGAAAUCUUUCCCAAGCACUGCCUUCAGAAGGACUCGAACAUUAUUAGGUAUGGCUGUUCGGUAGGCAGUGGCCGUAACUACUGUCAGAAGAAGAAAUAAUCAGAGCGAAACUUCUAGGGAACUGCGAUGACUUACCCGCAGAACUUCGGGUGUUGUCUACUACUGGUGAUUUUACUGACCUGGUCUCCAGCGCACGCUACCGCGCCAGUGUUUACCAAUGUGGCUUCAGAUGGCAGCACUCGCACUACAGUUUCUGAGCAGGAAGCCUCAGGAUCCACCAUCUUCACCUUAUCUGCCACUGAUGCUGACAAUGACGCUCUUACGUAUAACCUCAUAAAUCCGGUGGAGUUCUCCAUCUCCGGCCAGGUCAUCAACUUGGCGACGACGCUUAAUUACGAGACGACGCAGACCUACACGAUUGUGGUCACGGUCUCAGAUGGAACAGGCAACGUUGUUACAGGCACGAUCACCGUUGAUGUCAUCAAUAUCAACGACGAGACACCGACUAUAUCGGCAACAACCUACAUCGCUAGCAUCGCCGAGAACCAAUCCCCAGGUACCGUGGUACCCUUCUCGCUGACCAUCACCGAUGCGGACGCUACCGAUACGACCCUGGGGGAAAAGCUCACUUACUCGCUGGAAGGAGUAGACAGUUCAUCGUUCGUGAUUAACUCAUUAACUGGUCAGAUCACCACGGCCGUGCGUCUGGACAGGGAGGUCAAGGACACUUAUGACCAGCUCGUUAUCAAGGUGCAAGACGCAGCAACCCCUACACCCCACACAGCAACCGCCAGUCUGACGGUCAGCGUCUCAGACCUUAAUGAUGUCACACCCUCGUGCACUCCAGCAGUAUACUAUGUCACGGUGGCAGAGAAUACUGCCCAAGGUGCCUCACUUACUACCCUGACAUGUUCUGACACGGACCUCAGCCAGAAUGGCUUCAACACCAUCGCCUACACCAUCGCUAGCGGGGAUCCCGGCAACGUGUUUCAGCUGUCGGCAUCUCAACUGCAGACAGGCGCGACGGCUAUCGACUACGAGACUCACCAACUGUACACGCUCGUCAUUCACGUCGCGGACUCCCCUACAUCCGGGUCAGCGAACACUGGCACAGUCACCGUCCUUGUCACAGUGACUGGUGUGAACGAAUAUGCUCCCACAUGGACGGCAGCUCCCGCAGACAUCAGCAUCGCCGAAGACUGGGCUGUAGGUGACACAAUUUUCACCAUCACCGCCAGCGAUAACGACAGGGGAAGUGACGGUACUAUUGGUUAUUCCAUCACCAAUAUCGUAGACGACCAAAGCCACGUUGUUGCUGGGAUAUUUCGAAUGGACGCCGUGUCCGGAGUCCUGUCCACCCUUCAGGCCCUAGACAGGGACAGCGGGGUGACGUCAUACAGGAUCACCCUCAAGGCCGAGGACAAGGGCUCGCCAUCUCGAAGCGUCACCAGCAGCGUCACUAUCACCAUUACUGACGUCAACGACAACGACCCGGUGUUUACGUCAUCCGGGUACUCGAAGACGCUGGGGGAAUCUUCAGCCACAGCUGGUGCCUCUCUUGUCGUUGUAUCGGCGACGGACCUUGACCAGUCCCCGGUCUUCACUUACAGCGUCGGCUCUGUACUUGUUGGAAACCCUGCAGGGACAUUUGAGUUUGACUCUUCAUCGGCGGGACUCUUCAAGCUGGCAACAGCCAUCGACCUGGAAAACCACGGCUACGCCUACUCCUUGGUCCGCAUUCUCGUCACGGAUGGCGGCACCCCCAUCAGAACUGGCACAGCGACUGUGACGGUGUCGGUCUUCGCCACCAACGACUUCGACCCACAAUUUGUUACAGUUCCUUCUGGAACCGUCACGGUAUCUGAAGCAGAUCCUCCGGGCACCCUCGUCACUGUAGUGUCUGCAACAGACCAAGAUAUUGGGUCGGACGGUGUUGUCACCUUGUCUAUCACAGGUGGAAACACAGGCAAUGCGUUUACGAUACUGUCGAAUGGAGAAAUUCGAACCUUGUCAACCUUGGACUACGAAGGAGGCACGAUCAGCUACAACUUGGUCGUCACGGCAACGGACGGAGGCUCGACCCGUCGUUCUGCCUCCACCACCAUCUCCAUCGCCAUCAGCAACGCCAACGACAACUCCCCUGUCUGCACCUCCACCCUGAUUACAGCGACCUUACCAGAAAGCGCCACAACAACUACUGUAGUGGCAAGUCCAUCUUGUUCGGAUGCUGAUGGCAACACACUGACUUACACCCUGGUUUCCGGUAACACGGACUCAAAGUUUGCUAUCAGCAGUUCCAGUGGGCAGAUAACCCUUGCCAACACUGUGGACUACGACUCUGGCACCAAGUCAUACGUUCUCCAGGUCUCGGUGACUGACGGCACCAACGUUCAGACACUAACUGUCAAUGUCAACAUCUCUCCCGUCAACGAAGCUACUCCGACCUUCACCUCGUCUCCAACGGUUACGGUCAGCGAAAGCGAGGCUGCGGGUUACGUCGUGACAACGUACACAGCCACGGACUCUGACCUCGCGCCUCACGCCAUCACACAGUACGCCAUCACUGCCGUAACACAGAGCGGAAGCUCGCUGUUCUCGAUCGACAGGUCGUCAGGAACCAUCAGGCUGCUCGCUCCACUAGAUUACGAUACACUUCCGGUGGGUUCGAAGCAGUAUGUGGUGACUGUCACAGCGACUGAUGGCGGUGGGCUUGUGGGCACAGGAUCGGUGACAGUGGCCGUUUCCGAUGUCAACGACAACGCCCCAGUCUGCUCGCAGUCGAGCUGGUCGACCACAGUCCUCGAGUCUGUUUCAACAUUCCCCUCUGUCGUCAUCAAUUCCCUUGGCUGUUCGGAUACAGAAGACGGAACGUCCUUGACCUACACGCUGAAUCAGAGCCCGGGGUCAAUGUUCAGUGUUGUCAAUGGAAGGAUCGAACAAAAUGCCGCAGUGGACUACGAGUCGUCUCCCUUGCACGUCCUGUCGGUGGUCGUCGCCGACUCCGGCACGCCAUCCCUUUCUACCACCGUCAUCGUGAACAUCAUAGUACAGAACGUCAACGAAGGGCCACCCGUCUUCGGCGGACCAUACACCGCCACCAAGGCGGAGAACGUGGCCAUCGGAACCUCGGUGGCGCAGCUGGUGGCCACGGACCCGGACGGCGCCACGAACUCUUACGGCAACCCGCAGUACUCCAUCCUGUCCGGCGACCCCAACGGGCAGUUCAACAUCGACUCGUCCACGGGACUGGUCACCACGAGGGCGGCGCUGGACGCCGAGACGACUGCCUCCUACAUCCUGGUGGUUCAGGCUCUGGAAAAAGGCGGCGCCAACUCGGCAACAGCCACCCUAACGGUCACCGUCACCGACGUUAAUGACGUCACGCCGUCCUGCACCGUUAGCACUUUCGCCAGGACGGUCAGCGAGGCCACAGCCACAGGCUCCACCAUCCUGACGCUGACCUGCACGGAUGGCGACGUCACAGCCACGACUCUGACCUACAGUCUGGCCAGCGGCGACGCGUCACUCUUCGCAAUGACGUCAAAUGCACUGACCCUGAGUGCGCAGCUGGAUUAUGACGUCGGCACGACCAAAUAUGACGUCACCAUCCAGGUCUCGGACGGCGUCCACUCCGCAUACGUGGUCGGAUCUGUGUCUGUUGGACCUGUCAACGAGUUUGACCCAGUAUUCUCGCAGACAACCUACACGACCUCCGUCAGCGAGAGCUUCUCGGUGGGAGGCACGGUAAUAACGGUGACAGCCACGGACGGCGACUCCAGCAGCACGGCGGACGGCGUGGUGACCUACGGCUUCGUCUCCUCGUCUUCGACAUUCGCCAUCGUCUCCUCGUCGGGAGCCAUCGUCCUGUCUUCGUCGCUGGACCGGGAGCUGGUGGCGACGUACACCUUGCUGGUAACCGCCCACGACGUCGCCACAACCGUCACGGCGACUGUCAGCAUCAUUGUCAACGACGUCAACGACAACCCCCCAGUGUUUGCUUCGGCGCUGUACACAGCCGCAGUCUCCGAGACGGCUUCUUCACCAGCGACAGUCGUGACCGUGUCGGCCAGCGAUGCGGACGAUCCUGCAACCAACAACAACGGCGUCGUCGUCUAUUCCAUCACGGCUGGGAACACCAACGGCCACUUCACCAUCGGCUCCAGCACCGGGGUCAUCACAACCACCACGCAGCUCAACGCGGCCUCGCUCAGCAGCUACAUUCUGACCGUGACAGCCAAGGACCGCAACGGAGCCAGCGGUGCUCUCAGCGCCACGUGUCUGGUGACGGUGACCGUGACCGCGGUGAACCAGUACGACCCCGUGUUUACGUCAUCAACUUACAGCUACACUGUAGCAGAGAACACGGCAGUGGGCACGGAACUCGUGCAGGUGUCGGCAACGGAUGCAGACAGCGGAAGUGGCGGAGUAGUGACGUACUCCAUGACAUCACACACCAAGUUUCUGCUUUCCGCGGACGGCUGGAUCUCCGUCAAAGCCGCCCUCGACCACGAAACCACGCCCACCGCUUACACCUUCGACGUUAUCGCCUACGACCAGGGCAGCCCUCAGCGUAGCGCCACGGCCACCGUCAGUAUCACCAUUGGCGACGUCAACGACAAUACGGCCCUAUGCACACUGAGUGUCGUCUCGGUCCAGAAGCGGGAGGACUACACGGGUACGAUCACGACCUUGACCUGCACGGAUGCUGAUGCCGGCAGCAACGCAGCAUUGACCUACACCAUCCAUAGUGUGGACGGGGUUGCAGGUGGGGGCGCUGGCAGCUUUUCCGUUAGCAGCGCGGGGGUGGUCAGCGUGUCGCAGUUGAACUACGAGGUUGCGACUUCACACGAGGUCGUGGUGGUGGUGGCAGACGGGGGAUCCCCGCCGCGAUCGACAUCGGUGCUGGUGGUGGUGACGGUGUCGGACGUGAACGAAUUCGACCCGGCAUUCUCCUCGACGCCUUUCUCUGCCAACAUUGCUGAAAACGAGGCGCUCGGCGCCACCGUCCUUAGCGUUACCGCCUCCGACAGCGAUGGUUCCGACACCAUGACGUACUCCCUGUCAAGUACAACGUACCUGGAGGUGAGCGCCCUCACCGGUGACAUCACGUUAAAGGCGCGGCUAGAUUACGAAACUACGCAUUCUUACUCUGUUGACGUCUGCGCCACCGAUUCCAACACCGUGGAUGCGCGGCGAAGUGUCUGCGUGGCCAUCAGCAUCACCGUGACGGACGCCAACGACAACGACCCCAUCUUUGCCCCAAGCGUGUACGUCGCCAGCGUCGACGAGAACACCAGCGCCGGCACGACGGUGGUGACCGUAACAGCCACCGACCGAGACGUCCUGGCAGCUGGGGGAACUGUUUCGUACUCCAUCGCCUCGGGUAACACGGGAAGCGUCUUCCGGGUGGAUGCCGCGGCAGGUCACGUCGUCAUCGACGAUAACACCGGCCUGGACUACGAAGCAGUGCGGGUGUUCAAUCUGGUCGUCGCAGCAAACGACGGAGGAGGCCGGUCUGCGCAGGCCGUGGUCACCAUCACCGUCAACCCUCGCAACGAAGCCACGCCCACUUUCUCGCCGGCUUCGUCGACGAUAUCAAUUGCCGAGAACGCAGCUGUGGGGUUUUCCGUGGCCACCAUCACAGCGACAGACGCCGAUAGUGGUCCGGACGGCCAACUAACCUACAGCAUCACCGCUGGGGCUUCGGGCAAGUUCGCCAUCGAGUCGGCGUCAGGGAAAGUGACUCUAGUGGCCAGCCUCGACAGGGAGACAACCCAGUCGUACGUCCUGCGGAUCGAAGCUGUCGACGGCGGCACCACCAACCCCAGCGCCAAGACCGGCACCUACUCACUCACCAUCGACGUCACGGACGUGAAUGACGUCACUCCGGCCUGUACUAAUGCGUACUAUUCCGCGGCCGUUCCCGAAGACUCCGCGGUGGGCGCUGCCGUCACAACCCUGACCUGCUCCGAUGGGGAUCUUGACCCGUCGAACCUCAACAACGCCCUGACGUACACCAUCACGGGGGGCAACUCUGCAGGACACUUUGCAGUCGGCGCCUCGGGAGCCGUGACGGUGUCAGCAGCCUCGUUAGACCGAGAGACGACAUCGUCGUACAUACUGACGAUAGAGGUUGCCGACAGGGCUACUAGUGGCAAGCUGACCACAACAGUCACGGUUAAUGUGGAUAUAACAGAUGUCAACGACAACCGGCCAGUAUUUACAUCCAGCCCCUACACACUAGCAGUUGCUGAAAACCGCCCUGUGGGCUACACGGUGGGCACUGUGUCUGCGACUGACCAGGAUGCUGGCUCCAACGCCGCCAUUACCUACAGUCUUGUUUCUGCAUCCAUUGCUGGAAAAUUUGCUGUCGACGCUACUACUGGUGUUGUCACCGUCGCUGGUGCCUUGGACUACGAGACGACGACGAGCUAUACUCUGGUGGUCAGCGCUACAGACCGAGGAGCCGUGCCCCUGUCCGCCACCACCACCGUCUCCAUCUCCGUGUCAGACGUCAACGACAACGGCCCCAUAUGCGUGGCGUCGGUGUACACCGCCACCUUGCCCGAGAACGCCGACCCUGCCACGGCCGUAGUCGUCACGGUGUCCUGUCCUGAUGCAGACACACCUGUUGUGACCUACUCCCUGACAGACACAAAAUUCGCCGUGAACCCCUCGACGGGCGUCGUGUCUUUGCUCUCGGCCCUCGACUGCGAGACUGCGCAGGCGCACACACUCACCGUCACAGCGUCAGACGGCACCUACACGGCCACCACGACCGUCCAAGUUACGGUGACGGACAUCAACGAAUUUGACCCAGCAUUCGCCCCCACCACACCCUACACAGCCUCCGUGUCCGAAGACUCCCCCGCGGGCUACACCGUGCAGGACGUGGACGCCAGCGAUGCGGACGUUACUGACAACGUCUUGACAUACAGCAUCACCAGUGGAAACGCAGCCGGCAAGUUCACCAUCGACUCCGCCACGGGUGUCAUCCAGGUUCUGGGAUCGCUGGAUCGCGAGACCACCUCAUCGUAUUCCCUGACCCUGAAAGUGGCUGAUGGCAGCGGAGCAGGCUCUCGCAGCAGCACCACCUCCAUCGUCAUCACCAUCACUGAUGUCAACGACAACGACCCGGUGUGCAGUCCUGCUUCCUACGUCGCCUCCGUCAACGAAGACGUCGCGGUCUCCACCACCGUCGUGGCGCUGACCUGUUCGGAUGCCGAUGCUGGGGUCACUCUGGCGUACACCCUUCUGACUUCCGGAAACACCGGCACGGCCUUCGCCAUCGGCGCCUCGUCGGGGGCGAUCACCGUGGCGACCGCACUGGACUACGAGACCCUGAAGGCCUACGCGCUGCGGGUGGAGGUCAGCGACCAGUCCACCCCGUCUGCACGAACGACCACCGUUCCUGUCAGUGUCGCCGUCCAACCCACGAACGAGUUUUCCCCCACCUUCCCAGCCUCGGGCUAUGGCAACACGGACGUGUCAGAAUCCACGUCUGUAGGAACCGUCAUCCUCACUGUCACAGCCACGGAUGGUGAUGUAGGGCUACUGCAAGGAACUGUUCGCUACAGCAUAAUUUCUGGGAACUCUUUGGGUCACUUUGCCAUUGACUCAGCCUCCGGUGGUAUCAAGGUGGCAAAAGCUCUGGAUCGCGAAACCACUGCGUCCUACUCACUCUCAAUCAAAGCUGAAGAUGAAUUCACGGGGUCACCAACCUUAAGAUCAGGGGUGACUACCGUCGGGAUCACCAUCUUGGACGUCAACGACAACUACCCCGUGUUCAACCCUACCCUGUACUCGGUCACAGUGCUGGAGACGGCCCCCACUGGAGGAACCGUUGCCACGGUUACAGUCAGCGAUGACGACGCAGGCACAAACACCGCCCUCACUGUUACGAUCGUGUCCGGAAACACCGGAAAUGCAUUUUCGAUCAGCGGAAGUCACGUCAUACUGAAUGCCAACCUGGACUACGAGACGACUACAUCCUACGAGCUUAUUCUGCGGGCAGCGGACCAGGGUACCCCGACACUGACAGCCCAGGCGAUGGUCGUAGUCACAGUAGGCCCGGUAAACGAACAGGCCCCGCUCCUGACCGACACCUCAGUCACCCUCAGCAUCUCCGAAGCAACGCCCAUCGGCACUCUCAUCUACACCGCCAGCGCCUCCGACAGCGACACAGGCGGCAACAACGACGGCACAGUCACUUAUUCUAUCAUUUCAGGGGACACCACUCCCAACUCUUUCUACAUCGGGUCUACUAACGGGAAGGUUCUGGUGCUGUCCACACUGGACUACGACACCCAUCCUCAGGCUUACACCUUGACUGUUGAAGCGAGGGAUGGUGGAGGUCUGACAAGCACAGCACAGCUGACGAUCACCCUUCUGGAUGAAAACGACAACACCCCGCAGUUCACCCGCAAUACAUACACCUCGACCCUCAACGAGAACGUCAGUUUGGGUACAACAGUCUUAACUGUAACAGCCACAGACCUGGACUCGGGUACCAACGGUCAGGUAUCCUACUCCAUUACAGGGUUCAACGGUCCAAGCUCCUUCACUAUAGACUCCACGACAGGCAUAAUAACCACCAGUGGAAUCAUCGACUACGAGAGCCUUCAUGUCAGGUACCUCGUCGUCAAAGCUGUCGACGCCGGCGCCACACCUCUCUCCUCUACCUGUCUCGUGCGCAUCACCAUCGUGGACCUCAACGACAACUCGCCGGUGGUAGUUCCUGACGACUUCACGGUCACCGUGGCGGAGGAUGCAACGAUCGGAACUCGGGUUGCAGCUGUUGCUGCCACAGACGCCGACUCCAGCGCCAACAACAACAACGUGGUGGUGUUCGGACUCAGCAGCACCCACUUCCAGGUGAACCCCAAUACAGGGGACAUCACCACGGUGGCUGCUCUCGACAGGGAGACUACUCCAAGCUUCAUUCUGCUGGUGACUGCCACAGACCAGGGCACCGACCCGCACCAAAACACCGUUACAUCGACAGUUACAGUUUCGCUGGUUGACGUCAACGACAACACCCCUGUCAUCAGCGGCACCUACGACCGGACAGUGUCCGAGGACACAGCUGUCAACACCAUCGUCGUCACGGUCCUCGCCACUGACGCCGAUGCGGGAGAUAACGCCAGGUUGACCUACACUAUCACCAGCGGCAACACCAACAGCGACUUCAAGAUGAUUUCUUCCACGGGUAUGCUACAGAUAGCGAAACCGCUCGAUCGUGAAACCACAUCUCUGUAUCACCUGAAAAUCACGGUUAGCGACAACUCACCAACCGCUGCACGAUCGUCGUCCACGACGGUCACCCUUACCAUCAGCGACGUCAACGACAACGACCCGAUCUUCUCUGGGCUGCCGUAUUCUUUCUCCGUGGCCGAGAACUCGAACACCGGCGUGACCAUCGGGCGCCUGACAGCCACCGACGCAGACGAGGGCCAGAACGCCAACCUCCUCUUCUCCUUCGUUACUUUCUGGACAGGAGGCAGCUCCUACUUCUCGCUGAACGCAGCCUACGGGAGGAUCACGACCGCAGUCAGCACACUGGACCGCGAGACGCAGGCCAGCUACCUCGUCCGGUGCCGGGUCUAUGACCAGGGUAGUCCCCAACGUUUCGCCGACGUCAACGUCAGCAUUACCAUCACGGACGUCAACGACAACCCGCCGGUCAUCGCUGCAGGCAGUUACAACGUUUCCGUGGCGGAGAACUCGGCUGUGAUGACUUCUGUCCUUACCAUCUCGGCCACUGAUGCUGACAUCGGUGUAAAUGCUGACAUCACCUACUCCAUCGACACCAGCACAACGAGGGACUUCAGGGCGAGUAAAUACCUUCAGAUCAACGGUACCAGUGGAGAAAUAUCAGUCAAGAGUAACAUCGACUACGAGACCGACCACAGCUUUGUUUUUGUUGUCGUGGCUGCUGACGGUGGUUCCCCGACUUUUUCCGACACCACCACAGUCACCGUUAACGUGGUCGACAAAAACGACAACGCCCCGGUGUUUGCAUCGACUUUCAUCAACACCGAGGUGGCCUACGCAGGUCAGUGCAGCAGCGCCAUUGCCACCUUGACCUGCACCGAUGCCGACUCCGGGGUCAACGCGCAGACUCUCUGCUACUUCUCCUCCAACGGCUACGGCUCGCUGUUCUCUAUCGACGGUACUGCGUGUUCUGUGGAGCUAAGCUCCAUCGCCACCUCCAACACCCGCUAUCUGCUGGAGGUACAGUGUCGAGACUCAGGAUCCCCCCUACAGAUCGCGGCGACGCAUGCCACCGUGAGAGUCGACACCUUCAUUCCAGAUAAUGUUGCCAUCAGGUUCAGCUUGUCCAUCAGUCGCAGCAGCUUCUUGGCUCAACAGUCCACCUUCUUGUCCAACGUGCAGACGCUGGUCCGAGACCAGUUCCCCAACGCCAUGGUCCGCCUGUGGUGCAUCGAGGAGCGCGAGGGCACAGCCUCCUCCCCAUCAUCCACAGGGCGACGGCGCCUGUUGGCUGAUCAGCCUGUGGACGUGCUGGUAUAUGCUACGAAGGACAACACCACGAACUCGAAUGCCAACACUGGUCAGACUAAAGCCUUUGUGAGCAGCGCUCAGCUUGUGUCCAUCUUUGCCUCCGACUCCACGGGAACCCCCUCCUCAGCCGUUUCUGGCUCAGGUUGGGACUACUUUGGUGUUGAGGCGGUGGUGGAGUACGCAGAGACGAGUACACCGUGGAUCAAGACGACGGAGGGAAUCGUUGUGGUCACAGUCUGCUGCGUCCUCGCGCUGGCUUUGCUCGUCCUGCUCAUCGUCCUGUGCCUGCGCUGCUGCAACAGGAGAAGGAGGCCUGUAACUCCAGUCCGCGCCCUGAUCGCGGAAGCUAAGUCGCAGCCAGUACGAGAGAAGCCUGUAAUCACCGGAAGUGAAUAUGAUUCAGGGCUGACACAACCAUACUUCAAGAAAUCUGUAACUCACGCCGAGAUGUCUGUGGAUCCUGUGUUUGUGGACACUGACCGCAGACCUGCCGGCAGACGACCAACACAGGACAAUCUGACCCCACGCCCUGUCCCUUUCGCCAGUCCGCGGGGAGUCGUCCUGUUCUCCAAAAAUCCGACUGAUGUUUAUCCCGUGGUCAACAGGGACUUCGAUGGACGAGCUUUGGAUCCUAAAACGGGGCGGAUUUACGAAUACAACACAAGAACCAACGAAAGACGGUGGCUGGAGCCUCCACCGCCCUACCAGCAGAACUGAGACAUUUCUAACAGCUGUUCGCUAGUUUUUAUUUGAAAUAUGCUCAGCAUUUCCAAAUCAUUCCUUUAGUCAAAUGGAUCCGAAAAGCACACUCUUAUUUGUAUUUCACUUUUGUCCAAGUUAUAAAUAGAACGCACUCGUUAUAUAUUUUUAUAUAUGUUAUAAAUUUUACGGAUAAAUUUUAAUUUUUUAACAUGUGCCAUGUACAGAUGAUUCCGCCCGUGGAAAACUCUCCAUUGUCCAACAGAAAUGUUUACCUCAUUAAGCGACCACAUACGCUUUGUGUUCCUUCCGUCAGUAGGUUAUGGAAUUCUUUCUCUGUACUUUUUUUACUUGUCCAGAAAUGUAUGACCGGAUUUUUCCCCCCUAUACAAUGUAAUUUACAUCACAUUAGUCAUCAAGUAUCCCCGAAUGAAAUGUCUACAUAUGGCUUCAUAAAGUCAUUUAACCCUUACCCUCCUAUGUCCUCAGCAAUAUAUCAAUGAAUGUGUCAAUGAAAUGUGAUUCUACAUAGACAAGAGACACUUUAGUCCGCUAAAAAAAUGUACAUUCAUCUUACUUUGAGAUUAUUUGCACCGUAGCAGUUUUUUUCCAAGAUGCUUUAUUUACAUUUGUUAACAAUUCGUCGUCUUUCCCGUUAAGAAUUUGUUGAUAUUGUUCCAUGAUCUUAGUUAAGGUAUAAAAGAGUAUUCAAUGAUACUGUUGAAUUGUAUUUUCGUUAGUUGAUGAACUCACAACAUCCAUGCUUGUCGAUCAGAAGUCAUUUAGUCUUAAAGAACUACCCGACUCGUCCGAGUUAUAACCAUAUCAACGAAUAGAUAAUUUUGAAAUUUUUACAAGAUUUUUACACACUUUGAUAUUUUAAGUUACAUGUAUUAAAGAAAACCCCGAGAUUAUUUUACCCUUUAUAGUACAUUUCAAGUAACAGUGUGUUUUUAUUUAUUUAUAUUUUUUAAACUUAUUUCAUUUUAGGUUUUUGGUCUUUUUUGAAUUUUUUAUUUAUCCGACAUGUCGCAUUCUAUUUAUACACUCGUUCAAAUUCUUGACUCGGUGAGCAUCACGUGACAAGCACGAGACGUGCGAACACGUGGAGAAAGCCUAUCUGGACACACUUUCACCCCCGUGUGUCUAAGGUGACCAGCACUCGGACAGUGUGACACCCAUGGUUCUGUAUGCCUGGUUAUCAUCCAAGGGAAGGAACUAUUGCAUGGAAAGUCUGCACAGUUACAGUUCUUGAAAUUUUUCCUCGCCUUUUUUUUUUUUUUUUUUUUUAAAAAAGGCAGAAUUUCUUGUGGGCUUUUCUUAAAAUGGUUUCGCCCGUGCGAGGGAAGGUAGGAGUACCCGGUGGUGUACCAGCGGUCAGUUUUCCCUAAUUGCUACCCUGGCCCCGUAUCAGGGUGGAGAUGACAGGUGAUAACCCGAGCAAUAAAACGUCUUUCUCAGACGA